Molecule: messenger RNA, 572 nt
Organism: Impatiens glandulifera
Lineage: Eukaryota; Viridiplantae; Streptophyta; Magnoliopsida; Ericales; Balsaminaceae
Exons: 2
Coding region: 41-475 (144 amino acids)
Source: RefSeq, a predicted model, not a curated record
UCUUGUUUGCCAGGAUUCAGUUGUCCCAUCUGAUCUCGUGAUGAAAUUCCCAAAUGUUCGGAGGUUGGUUUUGUCUAGUUCCCCGUUCAAAAACGACGAUGAAUUGUUAUGGGUCGAGUUUAUCUUUAGGAGUUUCCCAUUGUUGGAAACAUUGGAGUUAAAUUUGUGCAGCCCUAUGAUAAAUCAUGCAAAAGAUCGAGAUAAUGUUUUCGAGAAAUGCCCUAAUCGAUGCAUAACCAAGUUAGAGUUGAAUGGUUUCGUGGGUAAACAACACGAAGUUGUUUUGCUUAAGUAUCUAUUAGAGAAUCUACCCGGGCUUCGAGUAUUGGCCAUUGGUCCAUCUAAGAAGGUUUACAAUGGCUUCAAUAGUUUUGUUAACGAAGAAGCAAGCAUAUGGGGAAAAAGAUGGUUUCAAAUCCAUUCUAAUUGGCUUCGAUCUAUAGUUCCUUCUUUUGUACGUAUAAAGUUUCUAUAAUUCAUUCAAAGACUUUAAUCUAGAUCUGUAAUAAUAUGUUGGUGUUUUAAUAAUUUUUUCAUUUAACAAAUAGAGAAACCUUAAUUUGAAUUUUUAU